Arachis stenosperma is the source of this 502-nucleotide messenger RNA. Its product is annotated as mitochondrial import receptor subunit TOM5 homolog. The record is from RefSeq and is a predicted model, not a curated record. Gene Ontology annotation, cellular component: mitochondrion; mitochondrial outer membrane translocase complex. The coding region runs from base 114 to 278 and encodes 54 amino acids. NCBI's taxonomy places the organism in Eukaryota, Viridiplantae, Streptophyta, Magnoliopsida, Fabales, Fabaceae. The transcript has 2 exons.
AACAAAAGAAAAGAAAAGGCAUAGAUGCCAUUUUGCGGUCAAAACCCAGAACCCUAAACCUAAUACCGAUCAAAUCAUCUGGCACUCUCUCUUUCCCCUCUUCCAUUUCUUCAAUGGCGGACUCUUUGAUUUCGGUUCAAUACCUCAAAGAUUUCGUCUGUUCUCAAAUCAACGACGAUGAAAAGUGGGCUUUCAAUAAGAAACUGCUGCGUGCUAUGGGAUUGUUUGCAGGAUCAAUAGUACUUAUGAGAAAUUAUGGUGACCUUAUGGCAAUAUAAGAAAGAAAAUGAGUUCUCUGUAAUAAGCUGCUACUAUCUCUGGUCUCUGCUUAAACAUUGAAAAGAGUAGUAUUAUUAUCAUUACGUAGGUUAUCUCGCUGUAGUUUGAGAAUGAGUAUAAUUAGUUUCAGGCAUUUCAUUAGCGAUUUGAUGCUAAUGUAAGUGUACUUGCUCCUUUCUCCUUGUGCUCAAAUAUUUUGGAUAUGAAAGAACUAUUUCUUGCA